Scylla paramamosain (green mud crab) is the source of this 2690-nucleotide messenger RNA. RefSeq lists its product as uncharacterized. Bases 460 to 843 code for a protein of 127 amino acids. Gene Ontology annotation, cellular component: extracellular region; endoplasmic reticulum chaperone complex. The transcript has 7 exons. The record is from RefSeq and is a predicted model, not a curated record. Gene Ontology annotation, biological process: regulation of B cell proliferation. NCBI's taxonomy places the organism in Eukaryota, Metazoa, Arthropoda, Malacostraca, Decapoda, Portunidae.
AAUUUAAGUUCGAAUCUAGCGAGACCUGAAAUAUUUAGAUGGCAACACUGGCCCAUUCUUCCUUAAUGUAAACAGAGGGUGGUGUGUGUUGUGGUCUGAAGGCAGUGCGGGGGUGGUGCGCAUUCCGGAGGGUUUUCAGAGGGCAGGGUGAAGGUUCAAAAUGAAGGUUCCAUACAACAUUUUGUUUUCUGCAACACUUUUUGUGUGUGUAAUGGCAAAGGAGGAUCUGGACUUUGUGGACAUGGAACCCGCAGAUAAUGAGGCAGCCCUUAAGUGUGAUGCUUGCAGAAUUGUCACACAGAAGAUUGUGUGAGCUCAGUAGCUGUGAAGAUGAAGAACAUGUGUUAAGAUGGCAGCUGGUUGGUGGCAGCAUAGCAGCAGCACAUCUGUGAGGUAACAAGACAUCAGCUGGGGAAGUUUACAGCUUUUGCUGAAGCUUUCUUUGAGCUUAAAGAGGAAAUGACAACUACCAAACAAACACCUCAUGACGAUGACAUUAUUAAUGCUGCAGAGAGUGUGUGUGAUGAUACCUGGAAUGGAUUUGGUGUGACACUUGUGGAUGACCGAGAAAAACUCACAGCACUGAGUGGCCUCUCGCAUGAAGAGGAAUCUGUCUGGUCCCGCAGACUGCAAGACAUGUGUGAUGAACUUUUGGGUGAAGCAUCAGAUGAAAAGACUCUUUACAACCUGUGGGCAAGUGGCGGCUCCUUAGAGGACCACAUGUGCAGAGGUGAGAGAACCUUUGGUGCCUGCUCCUCAGAUGAUUGGGGUCCCUGGCCUGGGGAUGAUUAUGACGAUUAUGAAGAUGCAUCUGAGUUUGAAGACAUUCAUGAUGAAUUUUAAGUUUCACCUUUAAUAUAAAGUUAGUAUUAUUAACAUUAUAUGUUAAGGUUAAAUUAGUGUCUAGUAAAUAUGGACAGGCAUUUCAAACUUCUAGAUUUUAUAAACUGUAUUGAAUAGUUUCAUAUUUUACAUAUUAAAUAAGUGUCCACUAACAUUAUAAAUUCAGUACAGUAGAAGCUCUCAUCAUAGUUUGUAUUUUGAUGCAUCUCUUGACUUCAAAUCUGCCAAAAAAUUGUGUUAUUAAAUUGUCAGAAAAGUAUUGUCUGAAAAAUUGUUUUUGAUAGCUAUUAUGCUUAAUUAUAUGUAUUUAAUUGAAAAAAAUAAUAUAAUAAUGCAUGGAACAUGGGAAGAGAUCAUACAAUGAGAUCCCAGUCAUGGACCAAAGAUCAACUGAGCUAACAAAAAUAUUACCUGAAAAAUUGUAUUUGACAGCCAGUAUACUUAAUUUCAGUGGUUAUGUAUUUAAUUGAAUAUUUAUCUCCUGAUGUAUGGCAUGUGCUACUUCUACAUUUAAAAAAAAAGUUAUAAAUGAAUGACAGAAGUACUACAACACUAAUGGUGUAUCAACAGAAUGGCAGAAGCCAGACAGCUGUGUGUUGCUUGGUGCCAAACUAAUCUCAUUAUAUGACUUUCAAUCACAAAUCAUUCUAUUAUAUUAGUUCAUUAAACAGUAUGAUCUCUUCAAGUAAAUCAUUGCUAUGAAAAACUGAUCCAGUGCCAGUGUUAAUUAUUAAUCUAAUCAGCAAGUGACACUAUGAUUGUAAGAAUGGAUGGAGGGAAACAGGAAAGGUUAUCCCUAGUACUGUAUCUGUUUAGCAACUGACACCUUAUAUAUAAAAAUGUAUAUAGAUUUGCUUGCCACUACUCUAUAGAAACAGGAAUUAAAAAAUGGAUGUAAUACUCAGUCUAGUAGUGGUGCAUCUCUGUGUAUCACACAUUGUUGACAGCUUCUUAUGUAGCCAUUCAUUUCACAAAAACUUUCCCAUUUCCCUUAUCCUGUUAUAUGAUUUUCUGUUAACAUUUUUGUUUGUUUCCCAUCAUCCCUCAUUACUGCCUUCACAACACUAUCAGAUAUUUCAUUCUCCUCUCCUUUGCAAGCCCAAAAUGUUGAAUUCACUUCUACUCUAUUCUUUACUCAUUCAGCUUCACAUUAGUUGUUUACUUGCUCUCCCUGCUUCCUUACUACUGUUGCAUCCAUUUGUAUUCCCUUCUAACACUCCUUUCAAUUUCCAUCUAGAGCUCCUUUAAUCCACAUGAUAUGGCAACACACCGAAAUAAAGUGAACCAGUUUUCACUUGUCAUUGUCUCAUGGACUGAGCUCACUUCAUCCCCUGUGCUCUAGGAGGUUCUUGGUGUGUGCUGUAGAGCUUUCCUGUAUGCAGUAUAUGACACUACAUAUUUCUGAUAUUGGUGUAGAAUUAAGCACAGCCAAAGAGAAGAUUGGCAUUUGAGAUAAGUUAUAUGGGAAAUGCAUGUGGAGGAGAAAAACCAAGUACUUACAGAAGUAAUCUCAAGUUAUCCACAGAGUACACAUAGAAGAGGGUGACAAAGUACUUACAGUGGGGCAUGUAAUCUGGCUCUGUGAAUCGAAAUUUCUUUACACACCUUGAGCUCAAGUACUUCAUCUUUCAGGGGCAUAGUACAGGGAGUUAUGUGAUAAAGCUUAGUCUGUUGGAUGGUACACUGCCCAAGAUCUGGUACGUGGUUUUUGCACACGUAUUUCAUUAUUAUUGUUUAUUUAUUUAUUUAUUUAUUUAUUAUUAUUAUUUUUUUUUUAUGGUGGGAAUUAGUAUGCUCCAUGAGAUUCAUGAAUUUUGGUAAUUUGAAAGAAAAAUACUCCCUGAUAA